AUGAGACGCCGCUGGUCUAAUAACGGAGGCUUUCAUUCGCUGCGAAUGCUCGAGGAAAGUUCGUCCGAAGUAACUUCGUCUUCAGCUUUGGGUUUGCCGCCGGCUAUGGUUAUGUCGCCGGAGUCGCUCGCCUCGCCGGAAUACGGUGGGCUAGAGCUAUGGGGUUACGACGAUGGCAUUACAUACAAUACAGCACAGUCGUUGCUUGGCAAUUCAUGCAAUAUGCAGCAGCAGCAACAACCGCCAACACAGCCUCUGCCUUCCAUGCCAUUGCCGAUGCCACCUACGACGCCUAAGUCAGAAAAUGAAUCCAUAUCAUCAGGACGUGAAGAACUGUCGCCGGCAUCGAGUGUGAACGGCUGUAGCACAGAUGGGGAGGCGCGGCGGCAGAAAAAGGGCCCCGCGCCCCGGCAGCAGGAAGAACUUUGCCUUGUAUGCGGCGAUAGGGCCUCCGGAUAUCACUACAACGCGCUAACGUGUGAAGGAUGUAAAGGAUUCUUCAGGCGGAGCGUAACCAAAAAUGCCGUAUACAUUUGUAAAUUUGGACAUGCUUGUGAGAUGGACAUGUAUAUGCGUCGGAAAUGUCAGGAGUGCCGGCUUAAAAAGUGUCUGGCGGUGGGUAUGAGGCCUGAGUGCGUUGUGCCAGAAACCCAGUGCGCGAUGAAAAGGAAGGAGAAAAAGGCACAAAGGGAGAAGGACAAGCUGCCAGUUAGCACGACGACAGUCGACGAUCACAUGCCACCUAUUAUGCAGUGUGAUCCACCACCCCCAGAGGCCGCCAGGAUUCUGGAAUGUUUGCAGCACGAUUUGGUCCCGCGGUUCCUUCCGGACAAGUUGCUCGAGCAGAACAGGCUGAAGAACAUACCGCCGCUGACCACCAACCAGCAGUUCCUCAUCGCGAGGCUCGUUUGGUACCAGGAUGGCUACGAGCAGCCGUCGGAAGAGGAUCUGAAAAGGGUCACACAGCAAGCCGACGAGGACGAAGAGGAGUCCGACCUGCCAUUCCGUCAAAUAACUGAGAUGACGAUUCUCACAGUUCAACUCAUUGUCGAGUUCGCUAAAGGCCUGCCAGGCUUUGCCAAGAUCUCUCAACCCGAUCAAAUAACGUUAUUAAAGGCAUGUUCGAGCGAAGUAAUGAUGCUUCGAGUGGCGCGGCGUUACGACCCGGAGACGGACAGCGUACUGUUCGCCAACAACAAGGCGUACACGCGCGACAACUACCGCAAGGCGGGCAUGGCGUACGUCAUUGAAGACCUGCUUCACUUCUGCCGCUGCAUCUACACAAUGUCGCUAGACAACGUGCACUACGCGCUACUCACCGCCAUCGUUAUAUUCUCAGAUCGGCCCGGCCUCGAGCAACCGAAACUAGUGGAGGAGAUACAGAGAUACUAUCUGAACACUUUGAGGAUGUACAUCGUGAAUCAGCACAGUGCGUCACCUCGCUGCUCGGUAAUCUACGGCAAGAUCCUCUCCGUACUUUCGGAGUUGAGGACAUUAGGAAUGCAGAAUUCGAACAUGUGCAUCUCGCUAAAACUAAAGAACAGGAAGCUGCCGCCAUUCCUCGAGGAGAUAUGGGACGUGGCUGACGUGUCGACGACGCAGCCGCCGCCCAUUGUGGAAAACCCAACGGAGCUUUAG
Parnassius mnemosyne (clouded apollo) is the source of this 1638-nucleotide messenger RNA. NCBI's taxonomy places the organism in Eukaryota, Metazoa, Arthropoda, Insecta, Lepidoptera, Papilionidae. The record is from the annotation of a GenBank genome assembly.